Molecule: messenger RNA, 3108 nt
Organism: Durusdinium trenchii
Lineage: Eukaryota; Dinophyceae; Suessiales; Symbiodiniaceae
Source: the annotation of a GenBank genome assembly
AUGUUGUUAAGGAAACUUGGUGUGACCCACAUUGACACUUUUUUCCAACUUAGGGGGGCAACACCGCACGAUAUCGAAUGUGAUGAUGAGAUGUGUGAGCUUCUUGCAACGCUAAAGUUCUUACGCAGCAACUAUGUGCACUUCAAACUGCCGGAGCAGUGUGUGUAUGAAGCCUUGAGUUUGGCGAACAGAACAGCUGAGAAAGCCAAACCGGGACCUCUUGAACUCACCCUCUUCUUCAAGGAAGCGUGCAGGGUAAAGCGCCUCCACAGCAGCAAGACGUCUUCUGUUCGAGACCUGCUGUACAGCGCCAUUGCAGAGUUCAACAAGCAAACACAUACCAAGGCGUCCAAAAUCAAAGAUGACUUGAAGAAGGUCAUUUAUGGAGUUCUUCGGGCGCCUGAAGAAUUGUUGGAGCUGAUGAAACGCUCUGCAGACCUGUACAAGUGGGAGCAUGGAGCCUGGACCCUCGACAUCUUGGCUGAUGACUUUUAUGUUCCUGGCCAUGUGCUCUCCAGCCAGACUGUUCCUGACGGGUGGUGGCGAAACACCAAGACGAUCACUGCAGAAACCACUUUGCUGUGGGCUACCCGUGCGUAUGCAGACCACUGCAAGAAGGCUCCACCAGACUGCCCAACGAAGCAAAAGAAACUGGCACAACGGGACCUGGCUUCAAUGCGUGAUCUCAUGGAGGUGUGCGCCCUUUGGAUUGGGAUCAAGGAGUCUGUCCACAGCUAUGUCGGCUCUGAAUGCUUCAAGAAGCUUCAGGAUAUGUUUGACAAUGGGACACUCGACGCAGAGCUCCGCGCACAUGCCAAAGCAGUUGAUGAAAGCUUUGAUUGGCAGAAAUUGAGCUUCGUUUUGGAGGCCAAAGGCGUGGCCCAAGAUGAGGAACUCAACAAGGCCCAGUCGAAAAUCAACAACGCAUUGCAAAACUCUUUGCAAGCAGGGUGGUCGCUCUUCGAGACCAAUGUCCAAAAUGAUCAGCUACAACACCGCCGCUACAUCUUGGCCUCCUCCGGCGAUGAGGCAAAGGCGCGAGCAGCAGCAGUUGCAUCCUUGGAGAAGAUGCAUGGAGUAGCCUGGAAGCUUGUGAACAACACAGUGACAGAAAUUUGCCCAACCUGGUGCAAUGCUGCCUCGAACAACAAGAGCACUUCUGUUGGCAGUCCCGAUGGCGACACCGAGACCAGUGGUCUCAUCGAUGCAAAGCUGGCACCAUGGUUGUCGGAGACCCUGAGUGGCUUGAACUCUGGUGUCCGCCGGCCAGAGCAUGAGCUCAUCCUGGGGUAUUUCAAUUUGACGAGUCAAGGCGUACUUUCUACCCACAAGCUGCACUAUAUGCUGAGUCAAGUGACGACCUUGUGCCAUAACAAUCCCAGAUCUUUCGUGGCUGUGAUUGUUCUUCCGAACCGAGCUGGGGAUCCCAGGGCUGGAGUGAAGUCAGAGAUCAAAGCGGAAGAAGGGGAAGAGAAAUCUGAAGAUGAAGAUGGCGUGAAAGGCGGAGAUGGUGGUGGUGAUGAAGAGGACGAAGCCAAUUUGUCUGAUGAUGAUCCGAAGAGUGGGGACCUGUUGCUUCGCGAUUUCACCUACAAAAUUCGUUGCGCCUUCCAGGAGAAUGGCAGGAAUCUAAAGGUGAGGCAAGCGAUUGUCAACUUCGAGCCCAGCAGCGUCUAUGGACAGAGGAAUGCGUUCCAAGAGAUCUUGGUCAUCACUAGCCCAGAGAAGCAGAACCUUUCACACAAGGGCAAGCUGUGGAAGCAAGGGGUGGUUUCUGGUGUGCAGAUGCUGAGCCGCUCCGAAAUGGUCAAGCCACCCCGUGCAAAAUGGGGCGGGGAUCCACGGUUCACCAAGGUCCAGGAGAUGAAACAGUACUGCGGCGGGGAGUCCUUCAUCUCCAAAGUGGUUGAUGGACUCGUUGUUGGAGACCCACCAAUUGUCAUUAUGGACAUGUUUGGUUUCGAUGCAUGGCCUGGCCAGUUCGCGAUUACCCAGUUUGCUCGUGGCAAGAAGUGCGCAUGUGCGACAGUGUGCCAUUCCCAAGCAGAGACGGCUUUUGUCAGCUCCGUGUUGGCCACGAAGGUUUUCUCGAUGGCCCGCUCAGGUGAUUUCCAGAUAGCAGCGUUUCCUGAUUUCCAGGGAGCUCUUGCCCAGAUCAAAGAGUUUCAGAAAAGCCCCCAGCCCUCUUACCAAGUCUGCGUCGCUACUGGAGAUGGCUCCCUUGUUGUGCGUCAGUCGCUGGUGGAAUUCUGGACCAAGAAACACCCGAGCUUCAGUGACCAAACCUUGCGACUUCUUGAGAAGCACAAUGCAGAAUUUAACCUGAAGGGGUUGAAAAGAGGUGCUGAAAGCGAGGAGGGCCAGACUCAGGAAACCAUGGAGAAGGAGGAACCGCAGCUUGCUUUGGGCACAGCAAAGACGAUAGCAGACCUUGAGUCUAGUUACCCAGACGUGGAGAGGCUUGAGCUCCAGUGUGGACACUUCAUGUUGACUUUGUGUGACGACCAAUCCUUGUGGAUUGGGGCUUCUGGGGCCUAUGUGGUGGAGAGCAACACAGAGUUAUUUGGAUUUGGCAGUGGCGAUUUUGUCAAGGGCAGUGAGAGCAAGGACGUCAUGAGCGAUGUCUCUGCGGAUGGGAGGUGGUUGCUCUAUGCGUUUACCAGAGCGCAGCAGCCUGUGAUUUUAGAGAAGACCCGGCAAGCACCAUCCCACUUGGAGUCCCACACCUUUUGGAACCAAGUGAUGAAUCUGAAUGACCUCCUCAAGACUUUGGAGAAUCAUGGGGAGGUGAAUCACAGCCUUGCUGAGCACAAACUUACAAAGGAUGAUGUGGGCAACUUUACUGUGUCCCCUACUGAUUCCGUAUGUUUUGUGCUCGAUGCUGCAAAGCACCGGAAGAAGAAAGCAAAGGUCCAAAGUGCAUUGACCUUCGGAGCCAAGAUGAACUUUGUAAAGAUUCGGUCUUCCCACAACAUCCAGAUUGCUUGGCGUUUGAGGCUUCACUCGGAGAACGGCUCUGCAGGGACACAGCUGGUUCCUGUCCGGCCGUGUGCGAUCACAGCCGGCUCUGUGAGCAUUCAAGCUGGGCAGGUCUUGCAAAUUCUGUGA